This is a messenger RNA of Dissoconium aciculare CBS 342.82, 486 nucleotides long. RefSeq lists its product as uncharacterized. The transcript has a single exon. The annotation marks the transcript as partial. The record is from RefSeq and is a predicted model, not a curated record. NCBI's taxonomy places the organism in Eukaryota, Fungi, Ascomycota, Dothideomycetes, Mycosphaerellales, Dissoconiaceae.
AUUCAGGAUCUCCAAAAGAUCCCCAGUGCUCGCCAUCUACUCGCCAUCCAACCUCAAACGGUGACAGCACAUCUAUUGGUCGGUGUGAUAACAGUCGAGAUGAGGAUCGUCCAGUUGCGGAAACGUCCAGUUCAGAUGGAGUUGGUGGAGCUUCUAGUCGGCGACGACACAGCAGCUCCGUUCAAAAUCACAUUCUGGCUACAGCCGACCAACGACGUUGGUAGCGGUGCAGGACACAAAAUAGUUCCCGACGCUCGGAGUGCUCAAAGAGCCAUACUGGCUGCCAUACGAUCAGGCAACAUCAUACUCAUCACUAAUGUCGCACUGAGCGUGUUCAAGAACGUAGCCUAUGGCCAGAGCUUGACUCGCCGCCCUGUGGGCUGCACCACGGAUGUCAUGAACAUCUCGCGAAGUGGUAUGACUUCAGCUUCGGCAUCUGUUCAGGCAAAGUUCGAGCGCGUGCGCAGGUGGGUUACACAUUUUGUG